Leptidea sinapis is the source of this 1583-nucleotide messenger RNA. It is a transcript of the gene Rpb8, whose product is annotated as DNA-directed RNA polymerases I, II, and III subunit RPABC3. NCBI's taxonomy places the organism in Eukaryota, Metazoa, Arthropoda, Insecta, Lepidoptera, Pieridae. Gene Ontology annotation, molecular function: DNA-directed RNA polymerase activity. Gene Ontology annotation, biological process: DNA-templated transcription. The record is from RefSeq and is a predicted model, not a curated record. The transcript has 3 exons. Gene Ontology annotation, cellular component: RNA polymerase II, core complex; RNA polymerase III complex; RNA polymerase I complex. The coding region runs from base 245 to 697 and encodes 150 amino acids.
AAUUGUCAGUUGUGGAGUGUGGACUGUGGUUUUUUACUUUUCAAUUGUGUGAACUGUGAUGGUGUAAGAAAGAUAAAUAAUCCAAACAAGUAAAUAAUAAAACUAUAAUUGUAGUUUUGUUUAGUAUUGUUUAAUAGACUGUGGAGGUCUGUCCGUUUCUUUGUAAUUUAGUUUGGUUGUAGUAAAAGUCUUAGGUCUCAACAGAAAUAGUGCACACGAUUGUCUCUUUAAAAUAAUCCUUAAAAUGGCGGGUGUAUUGUUUGAAGACAUAUUUAAUGUAAAAGAUAUGGAUCCAGAGGGAAAGAAGUUUGACAGAGUUAGUAGACUGCAUUGUGAGUCAGAAUCAUUCAAAAUGGAUCUGAUAUUAGACAUAAACUCAUGGAUAUAUCCAAUGGAACUGGGUGAUAAGUUUCGCUUAGUGUUAGCCACUACACUCAGAGAGAACGGGUACCCAGAUGGUGGGGAAUGGAAUCCUCUGGAGACGGAAGGAAAUCGGGCAGAUAGUUUUGAGUAUGUCAUGUAUGGGAAGGUUUACAGGAUAGAUGGAGAUGAAAUUGCUAUAGAAUCUGCAACAAGAUUGUCGGCAUAUGUUUCAUUUGGUGGUCUCCUAAUGAGGCUACAAGGAGAUGCAAAUAAUUUACACGGCUUUGAAGUGGAUCAACAGAUGUAUUUAUUGAUGAAGAAAUUAGCAUUCUAGACCUAUCAGCAAUAUAUCUUAUAUCCCAGGUUUACGGGUUUUACAUUGUGCUACACCCUAGAUUGUUUUAUACAAUGAAACAGCUGAAGUUAUACAUGGUGAAUUAUUCAAUGGAUGACGAAAUCCGUCACUAUGUGGAAUAGCAAAAAGUUUUUGAAUUAGUCUCAGGCCCAAUUUUGAUAAAAAUGAAAAUCAUUACUUUCCAGACUUUACUCUUAUUAGCGACUGGCUAGGAAUCAGCAUUCGGAACCAUUUGAUAAUUAUGUAAUACAUAUGAUGUACGAUGGUUAACUACUAUUGUAAGCAGAUUUUAUGAUAAUUUCCAUUAUAAUGCAACAUGUUUUUUACAGUCAGCGCCACCUAUUGGUUCAUUUCUUAGGAACAUAUCACGAACAUGUCAUGCUGCUUCAUAGCACAAGUCUUUUAUUGGUUGCUUUUAUCUGCCAAUCAGGGAUCAAUAUAGUCCACAGAGUACUUACACUUGAAAAUAUUGUCGACAAUGUGAUUUGUUUCAAUUCCAUGUUUCAUAUGUUUUUUUAUUGUAUUCAAGUAAUGCAAAUAUAUGAUAAUUUUACGGCCCUGGUAUGAUAGCUGUCUGGCCUCAGGUUUAAUUUUUAACAAAAUCGGGCCCGAGACUCUUUUAAGUACCUAUUGCUUAUUCCUCUUAGUUUCAUAUUUAGCCAUCCACACUCAAAUGAAAAAUUCACCCUGUAUUGUCUCUGUUAUAGGCAGAUGAUCCUAACCUCAAAAACCCGCAUAAAAAUAAUGUAAGCAAUCAGUGAUUAAAUUUACCUUCAGUUGUUGUAAAAGAUUUUAAAGCAUAUAAUAUUCUGAUAUGAGGAAUGCAACAGAAUUUGUAAUAUUUUAAUAAAAAAUUCAGACUGUU